AUGCUAGGCUACAGCUCAGACCCUGACAUGGAUUGGAUCUCUUUCCGCGCUCGGAUUGAAAAUCCGCGGGUCAAUCGUCUAUUCGAGGACCUUCGACGGAAGCUCUGGGGGAUGGGAGACUGUCCCCGUCUCUUCUGGGGCAAGGAGUCAGGGGAAGAAGGAAAUUGUGACAAGAUUGCAUUGUUUACAGGUACGUAUGAUUUCGCUUCCCUUGUCAGCAAGGAUGAUGAUAGUAACAGGGCUGUUAUGGAAGGUCGCGAGGGUUCCCAACACCAGAAGUCAGAAACCUGA
Messenger RNA from Penicillium subrubescens, 291 nucleotides. RefSeq lists its product as uncharacterized. The record is from RefSeq and is a predicted model, not a curated record. Lineage: Eukaryota; Fungi; Ascomycota; Eurotiomycetes; Eurotiales; Aspergillaceae. The transcript has a single exon. The coding region runs from base 1 to 291 and encodes 96 amino acids.